GUGUUGAAAACAAGCGAAACGUCUCCAGCUGUGCAUUCCGACGUGAACGUUAGAAGGAAAAAGAUGUACAAGCUAGUUUUUCUGCUUGCUGUGGUGGGUUGCGGUCAGGCAUUUUUCUUUGGAGGCCCCGCCUGGGACGGACUUGCAGUUACAUGGGGCCCUAAUCCAUUUAAUGGGAACUACUUUGACCAGAUGCCACGAACCGAGAAGGAUGCUAAAAAGAAAGGAUGGACCAAGAUUUCUGGCUGUGAUGAGGUUUUGUCGGAAUCGUCUGGUGAUGGUAGCCCAGUCUUCCUUGGCAACCGUUACGUGAAGGGUAACGACCCAGCCGUCAUGUUGCUCUACGACAAGAAUGGUUACAUUGCUGGCAUACAACAAGGUAUCCCAAAGAGCGAGAACUAUCCCACUGCUGACGAGACAUAUGGGAAGGUCUUCCAAUUUGACCCUGAGAAGAACCUCAUGGUCCAGACAGCCUAUUUCGUGCCUCCACAGACGAUCUGCUCCGAGGGCCGCACCUCUGAGCAGUACGACAAGGAUGGGACGGGAAGCAACCUGUACCUGCAAGAGGGCCCAGACCCAGUUGCCGACUCAACCAUGAUUCCCAGGGAGGAGAAAGACAUUGGCGCCAAGUGGACAAAAGGGAAAUGUUUCUUUACAAUGGGGCAGCACUACUGGUAUGACACCAGCUUAGAGAUGAGUUGUGAUGACUUCUACCCAGCGUUCCUCCUCUACAACAAAGGGAAGCUGAACGGCUUCGGAUGGGCUCUCAAUCAUGAGCUCAAGUCAUUCAGAUAUGAACGUCCACCGAAUAAUGAGCUCGAUAAAUUCUUCCAAGUGGUGCCCAAGUGCCUUUACAAUACUGGCGCCCGAUCUACAAUGCACAUCUACAUGGAUAAUCAUCCUAUGGUCAACUUCUGUUAGCAUUUGGAUGAGAAAAAGAAAGAUAUGAUUCUCGUGGACCAAUUCUCCUGUUACAUCAAUAUUUUCUUGUACGCAUCUUCUAGUGAAUUAAAAUGCGAUCAACACCA
Molecule: messenger RNA, 1028 nt
Organism: Lineus longissimus
Lineage: Eukaryota; Metazoa; Nemertea; Pilidiophora; Heteronemertea; Lineidae
Exons: 8
Coding region: 64-921 (285 amino acids)
Source: RefSeq, a predicted model, not a curated record